Messenger RNA from Apodemus sylvaticus (European woodmouse), 3146 nucleotides. RefSeq names its product par-6 family cell polarity regulator gamma (gene Pard6g). Gene Ontology annotation, cellular component: apical plasma membrane; nucleus; cell cortex. Gene Ontology annotation, molecular function: protein kinase C binding. Gene Ontology annotation, biological process: centrosome cycle; regulation of cellular localization; establishment or maintenance of cell polarity. Lineage: Eukaryota; Metazoa; Chordata; Mammalia; Rodentia; Muridae. The record is from RefSeq and is a predicted model, not a curated record. The coding region runs from base 198 to 1346 and encodes 382 amino acids. The transcript has 3 exons.
CCCGCGCGCGGCCCCUGGAGUCCCCGAGGCGCGCGGCCAGUCCCGCUCCGGCCCGCCUCACGCCGUGCAGCCGGGCGCCCUAGCGAGCGCGGGCCCGGCGCCGGGCCCGGGCAGACGGCUGGGGGCGUCUCCGCGGAGACUCUCUCUGAGGCCCCUGAGAGGCGAGAGCGAAGGCGAGGCUAAGUGGGGCCGAAAUCAUGAACCGGAGUUUUCAUAAGUCUCAGACCCUACGCUUCUACGACUGCAGCGCGGUGGAAGUCAAGAGCAAGUUUGGCGCUGAGUUCCGAAGGUUCUCCUUGGACCGCCACAAGCCUGGGAAGUUUGAAGAUUUCUACCAGCUGGUGGUGCACACCCACCACAUCUCUAACACCGAAGUGACUAUCGGCUAUGCCGAUGUACACGGGGACCUGCUGCCCAUCAACAAUGACGACAACUUCUGCAAGGCGGUCUCCAGUGCAAACCCCUUGCUUCGUGUCUUCAUCCAGAAGCGAGAAGAGGCAGACCAUUACAGCUUUGGAGCAGGUACUCUGUCGAGGAAGAAAAAGGUGCUGGUGACCCUGAGGGAUGAGGGUCUGCGUCGGCGUACCCACCUCAACAUCAGCAUGCCGCAUGACUUCCGUCCGGUGUCAUCCAUCAUCGAUGUGGACAUCCUCCCUGAGACACACCGACGAGUGAGGCUCUACAGACAUGGCUGUGAAAAGCCACUGGGCUUCUACAUCCGAGAUGGCACCAGCGUGCGUGUGACGCCCCACGGGCUAGAAAAAGUUCCAGGUAUCUUCAUUUCUCGAAUGGUGCCUGGGGGCCUUGCAGAGAGCACUGGGCUACUGGCCGUGAAUGAUGAAGUCCUCGAGGUGAAUGGGAUUGAGGUAGCCGGAAAGACAUUGGAUCAAGUCACAGACAUGAUGAUAGCCAACAGCCACAACCUCAUCGUCACUGUCAAGCCGGCCAACCAAAGGAACAAUGUGGUCCGCAGCAGCCGCACGUCCGGCAGCUCUGUCCAGUCCACAGACAGCACCACCAGUCACCACAGCCUGCCCGGUGCCCACGGCCUGCAGAAUGCUGAAGAGAUGGAGAGUGAUGAGGAAGCCGACAUCGUUAUCGAAGGGGCUCUGGAACCUCAACACAUUCCCAAGACCCAGGCUGUACCUCCAGGCAGCCUGUCAAGGGCCAAUGGCAGCAGCCUGGCUCACAGGCUACACAGAGGGGACAUGGGCCUGCAUGGCUCUGGGAGGGAGAGCAAUGGUAGUGUCCACAGAUUUCUCAGCUCCUUGAAAGCAGACCCCCGACACAGCCUGGUCCUCCCCCAAGGAGGGGUGGAGGAACACGGGCCAGCCAUUACACUCUAGGGCUCGAGCCACUUGGGCAGGCUCAAGUCCAAGACAGACUGUGCUACCAAGGCCCACAGUGGCAAGUAUUACAUAGCAUGUAGCUAUUAGAUGGAUAGUGGCUCCAAAGGGAAACAAACGCUUUACAUGUUUAUGUCAAUCUUAAAAUAAGAAAAAUAAUUGUGUACUUCGUCUUUUCUUUUCUUUUUUUUUUUGUCAUCAUUCCUACAACCUUAUUCUUUAUUUAAACUUUUGAACAAGAAUACUAUUUUUAUAGGGUUUUUCCACAGAACUUAAAAUAAGCACAACUGCAAAUUACCUGGGCCAGGCCUCAGUGCAUGUCCAGAUCCUUUGCAGGGUGAAACAAAACACAAAAGUGCAGAAAGUGUUUUUAACAUUUCUUAAAUACUUGUUUUUAAAAUGAAGCUUUAUAGAUAACUUUAUAAAAAUAGUAAAAUUCAUGUUUUUAACCAGUCCAUGUAAAAAUAUCUUGUGAUGCCUGAGUGUUCCACUGACCCAGUGUGGCUGUGAUGGGAAAAUAGGAACCAAGGCUGGGCGCCAUCACAGAAAGUCUGUUUCCAUGCUGUUUAUGCUCAGAAAGUCCUCUGGCCUCUACUCAGGAAUCGCUGGGACUACAGUGCCCUGCAUCUGUGGAGCUGCCCCAGCCAAGACAGGCAGGAAGUCACUGCUGUCAGCGUAAAGUGAAUCUAGGAACCCAGAAACUACAGGCCGGUAGUAGCACAUGAGAUUAAACGCCAGCUGUUCUAUCCGCGCCUGCUCUGAGCUGGCUAACCAGGGCAGUUUUAAGAGUCUCAUACCUCUAAAGGCCCACAGCAGUGGGGUGGAUAUGCAUGUUAGCUUUGCUUUUGAAACAGCCAGUUAUUUUUAUAAGAGAUUAGAGCAUGUUAAUGCCUGUUCCUAGAAUAGUGAUCAACGGCAGGAAUUAUUUUAACUAGAACAAGUCACGCGGAACUUAAUAGUUUUGACAGAUCACUUUUCUUUAACCUUCUUGGAGGGUUAUUAAUGUGUGACCCAAUUAAAUUGUAUAUGAAUUGUAUUUUUCUGUUCGGAUACAGUGUUGGGAGAGAAUAUCACAUUCAUUAACUGAAAACAAACUGACCAAGUGAAUCCUUCAUGUAAAUAAAGGUUUAAAGCAUCUUCGGCUUCCAGGUCGCGUGCCCCAGCUGCUGCCCUUAUGUUCUAGCGUCACCUGCUGGUAAGACACACAACUGUCCUGACUUCAUGAGCGCCAGAUAGACAGACUGCAUCUCAGCUUUGUCCUUUGUCCAGAAUUCGUCCAGUCAGAUCCUUUUUUCCUUUGUGGAACUAUUCACUGAGCAGGAGUGGCUUUGGUGGAGGAUUGUUUCCUUGGCCCGUGCCUGUUUCUCAGUUAUGUACCGAGCAGACUCAACACAAGAAGAGCACGAUGCUCUGUGGGUCUCGGUGAAGAACCAGGCAUCCAGACUCAUGGUUUCCAAAUUGCUAAAAGCGACUGUUUUGUUCCAUGUUGCUGCAACAAUCUGGAAUGUAUUUUACUAAGACAAAUAUUACAGAACCAAAAAACCGAUGUUUAGUUGCUACAAGGAUUGUUCUUGGCUACACUGUCACUUGGUAUAUUGGCUUGUUCCAAAAGAAUUUUUUUAAGAGGGCCAACCUUUGUGAGCUGUUGACUGUGAGGAAUUACACGCGUUUAGCAGAUGCCUGAGAGUAUUUUUCUAAACAGAACUCUACUCCUACUGUUUAAUUUCUUCUUUCAAAAUAUCUGUCAUUAUAUAUUAAUUUUUUGUUUUAUAUAUCAGAAUAAAAAACUUUUCGAGCUCA